GACUGCAUGUGUGCUGACUCGACUCUGUUCAGAUCAAGUCGGUCAACCCUCGCGUCAGUAAACCGGAAGUUUACGUGUGUAGUCAAAUGAAAAAAAAAAAAAAAAAACGCCGUCACGAGAGGAGUCAGCCGGUGGUUGAGGUAAAGCCAGCUGGACCGAAAGAAAGUGAGGCAGCGCAAAGGAGAAACAAGACUCGCGUAUUUCCACACAUGUCGCCUCCGUUGGCGACAGACCGUCGGUACCGUUGCUGUCACACUUUCGCCGCAGCCUGCUAAUAUAUUAGCUGCCGCUGGCGACGGAGGGAAAGCAAAUGGAGCUGCCGUGAGCCACAGCCAGAGGCGGAGGUGCGACCAGCUGUGGAGCCGACACAGAUACAUUAUGUGCGGUGAAUGUGACUUCGCGAGGAUGAAGGGAGGCUCCAGUGGCGGCUAAUGUUAGCCAUAUAAGCAGCUAGCAGCCGGUCGGUGCUGCUGUUUCGUCCAAGUCUUACGCCUCUCUUAGAUAAACGCUGCACCGCGCGACUGAGCCGAACGACUCAGAGGAUGACGACCGAAGGAUAGCAAUUAAAACUUCCAUACCUGCAUCCCAAUGUGACCCCACUUCCCCCCAUCCCUUUUCUUCAAGACCACUCAGAACUCUUUUAACCCCCCCCUAUUCCCUUUCGAACCUGUGAGAGUGCUCGCCUAACCUGAUGGUCUCACAUCCCCGGGGAUUGAAUUGAGUAUGCUGCUUCAACGUCAUUUGUGUCAUGCGAAUUCAUUUUUAAGUAAACAGUCCUCCUGACAUUUUCUUUGGCCCAGAGAGAGAGAGGAUGCUUCUCAAAUGAGAAAUGCUUAUAAUGUAACUGUAGUCCACCCUCCUACCUACCCGAGAGUACCUUCUCUGUUUCCAUCACUGGUUCUUCAACAGCCAAAACUCGAAUCCUUUCCCGGGGUUUAAGGGCCAUGGUGCGUAAGAAAGGUUCUCUUAUACUAUGCGGUGCUUUUUUGUUUGUCGCCUGGAACGCUUUGCUUCUGCUGUAUCUAUGGGGCCGCCCUCCUAUUGGCCGCCCCGGAGAAGGGGGAGGAGCCGAACCAGGUGGAAAUGAGGAGUGGGGCAUGGGCCAAGGUAAAGGAGGCCACGUCAACCUGGCGGGCGAGGUGAUCCGACUUGCAGAGGAGGUCGAGAUUCAACUGGAGACCCAGAAAAAGCUGCUGAAGCAGAUAGAAAAUCACAGGGCGCUGUGGGCGCGGCAGAAGGAUGUCGGCAAGCGACAGGCGGACGGUACCAAGCAAGUUAAACACGAGGUCGUUCACAAGCCUUCAAGGCCUCCUCUUCCUCCCAAAGGAGCUGAUGCCGUGCUCCCACCUGACGUGCAUCUCACACAGAAGCCUUUUCAAACGGUAGCGCCCGAUUCCAAGCCAGAACAGCAGCAGGUUGACGAAGCAAAGGCCGAGGGAGAGAAGAGCGAUUCGCCGACCUCGUCUGCCAGCCCGGAGGUCGUCAUUCCCAUUCUUGUCAUCGCCUGUGACAGGGUGACAGUGAAGCGAAGUUUGGACAAACUCAUACAGUAUCGCCCCUCCCCAGAACAGUACCCAAUCAUUGUCAGCCAGGACUGUGGCCACGCCGAGACCGCCCGCGUCAUUGGCUCAUACGGCGAUCGAGUGACGCACAUAAGCCAGCCGGACCUGUCCGACAUCAGAGUCCGACCAGAACACAGGAAGUUUCAGGGCUACUACAAAAUUUCCAGACAUUACCGCUGGGCUCUUAACCAAGUGUUUAACACUUUUUCCCAGUCUACUGUGGUCAUAGUGGAGGAUGACCUGGAGGUCGCGCCCGACUUCUUUGAGUACUUCAGAGCUCUGUACCCAAUCUUGCGCUCUGACCCCACCUUGUGGUGCGUUUCUGCGUGGAACGACAACGGCAGAGACGCCUCGGUGGACGCGUCCAAGGCCGAACUUCUUCACAGGACGGACUUCUUUCCCGGGCUUGGCUGGAUGCUGCUCAAAGAGCAGUGGGCCGAGCUGGAGCCCAAAUGGCCCUCGGCCUUCUGGGACGACUGGAUGCGUCAACCCGAGCAGCGCAAAGAGCGCUCCUGCAUCCGCCCCGAAAUCUCACGGACUAUCACGUUCGGCCGCAAAGGCGUGAGUUUAGGUCAAUUUUUCGACCAGUACCUUCGUUACAUCAAACUAAACACUCAAUUCGUGCCUUUUACCAAACACAACUUGUCGCAUUUGCUAAAAGAGAAGUAUGACCCGCAGUUCGUCAAAGAGGUUUACGGCGCACCACUUGUGAAGAUCGAAGAGCUGCAACAGGGCAGCUUGAAAGGUCCCGGACCGUUCAGGGUGCAGUAUUCCAGCCGGGAAAGUUUUAAAGUUUUUGCCCGAAAUCUCGGCGUUAUGGACGACUUGAAAUCCGGCGUUCCUCGAACAGGUUAUAGGGGCGUGGUGAGCUUCCUGUACAGAGGCAGGAGAGUGUUCCUGGCUCCACCGGAGGGUUGGGUGCAGUACGACGUCAGCUGGAGCUGAGAGACCGAUCGCAGGACAGUACGAUGUGAACGUGGUUGAAGAAGAAGAGAGAGCACCUCGGUCAGAGGGAACUCUCUCAGACCAAAGAAUAUCAGCAGACGCUGCGUGUUAUAAAGUAGACUGAGGCGGCGCGGACGGACGCUGCGCACGAGCACCACCCGCACCAUCAAAUUGUCACCCUGGUCCACGUGGUAGGAAGGCUGCCCAAAAAUUGGGGGUGCUCAUUCGGGUCCAGGGCCAGAGGAUGUAGGAAGUUCAUGGAGGACGAAACCCUUCAGAUACAGUUUCAAAAGAGCUAUUGGCAACGUGCCUUGCUUCAUGGGCCCCGAAUGUUUGAGUGUUUUUUUUUUUGUUUGUUUGUUUUUUUGUUGUUGCUGUGAAUAUAAGCCAAAUGUAAACCUAACAUGAAACCACAAAACAAGGGUUAGGAGCAGAGAAUUUAAUUUGAAUUGUCAAUAGGAAGAGGUGUUCUCUCAGUGUCGGCGAUGGAACUACAUAACAAAAAAAAAAAAAACCUGCACACUUGAGGUGAAUCGUAAACAACUCAUGUCAAGAACCAUUGAUGUCAUGUUGAAAUUUGACCCAAGUGUUGUUAAAGUUCGAGUCUAAUGAGUAGCAGAGCUGUGCGCAAACAAAAAAACAAAACAAAAAAAAAACCCCACAGGGCCUCAGGUGGUAAACAAAGGCAACAUCAAGCGCUCGACUCGCUUGUUACGUAAGUCUGCAGCCCGGAUGGUUGUCGUUAAAGCAGGAAGGCUGUUUCAUUCAUGAUGCAGAGCAAAGGAAUCCCAGCUAAGGCGCAGACGCUAACUUCUUAAAGUGGCCCCGAUUACACAAGCACCAAACCGGUUUUUAAUCGAAUGUUUUCUUUUGCUUGAUUUGGAAACCCGCCUGGUGUAGAUCACAGCCGUGUGUGCAGAGUAAAAUCUCAAUCGUGAUCAAUCGUCAAUUCACGAUUUCUUUUAUCGUUUUUUUUUUUUAAAUCCAUUUGUUUCUGCGGAUCGGCGAGAUGCCUUUGGUAAGUUGUUUUUCGAUAUCUGACGUCGUUCCGUGUCCACUGUACGUCGUCGUCCGAGCACAGCGCAAUACGAUUUUUACGAGAACCACAC
Cynoglossus semilaevis (tongue sole) is the source of this 3616-nucleotide messenger RNA. RefSeq names its product alpha-1,3-mannosyl-glycoprotein 2-beta-N-acetylglucosaminyltransferase b (gene mgat1b). NCBI's taxonomy places the organism in Eukaryota, Metazoa, Chordata, Actinopteri, Pleuronectiformes, Cynoglossidae. The transcript is spliced from 3 exons. The record is from RefSeq and is a predicted model, not a curated record. Gene Ontology annotation, biological process: protein N-linked glycosylation. The coding region runs from base 945 to 2507 and encodes 520 amino acids. Gene Ontology annotation, cellular component: Golgi apparatus. Gene Ontology annotation, molecular function: alpha-1,3-mannosylglycoprotein 2-beta-N-acetylglucosaminyltransferase activity.